Molecule: messenger RNA, 4135 nt
Organism: Eurytemora carolleeae
Lineage: Eukaryota; Metazoa; Arthropoda; Copepoda; Calanoida; Temoridae
Gene: alpha-Man-IIa
Product: alpha-mannosidase 2
Exons: 38
Coding region: 142-3603 (1153 amino acids)
Biological process (GO): protein deglycosylation; N-glycan processing; mannose metabolic process
Cellular component (GO): Golgi membrane
Molecular function (GO): carbohydrate binding; alpha-mannosidase activity
Source: RefSeq, a predicted model, not a curated record
AAUUAAUUUUUUGUUUCAGAUCUAAGAUGAUUUAAUAAAUAAUAUUAAAAUAUUUUAUUCCACUGACCAGGCUUUUUUAUAAAAGGCUCAAAUUUAAUAACUUUGAUGCAAUCGCACACAAGUGUUCAUUGAAAGACGAAAAUGCGUAUUCGCAAAAAAGCCGCAAUUCUUGGAACCAGUUUCCUUGUCGGAGGAUUCCUUUUCAUUUAUUUACUAUUGGAGGAACCACAGCCAAAUCUUGAUGGAGCUCCUCAGGUUCAGAAAGCUGAUUUUGGUAAUCUGGAGCAGAAACUUAAAAAUUUAGAGUCGGACCUGGAACAGAACGCGAAUAUAAUCUCGGAUCUCAAGGUUGCAGUCAAGAAUAUUGUGAGUGCUAACAAGAAGAACAAGAUUAAAACAGGAGAAGUUCAUGUGAAUAAAACCCUUGCCUCCGUGAACAGAUUAGAUGGAGUAUUUGCCCAGACCCAACCCUCGACCUGUGAUAUUCAGAUGGAAAAGGUUUAUGAUAAAUUAGAAUUUGACAAUCCCGAUGGCGGAGUCUGGAAGCAAGGCUGGGAUAUUAACUAUAAAGAGGAUCAAUGGGAUAAUGAUCCAUUACAGGUGUUCAUUGUUCCGCAUUCUCACAACGAUCCUGGAUGGAUUAAAACAUUUGAAAGUUAUUACAAAGAUCAAACUAAUAAGAUUUUGUCGAUGAUGGUGAAGAAACUAGUUGAGUUUCCUACAAUGAAGUUUAUUUGGGCGGAAAUAUCUUACCUUUCUCUGUGGUGGGCGGAGCAAAAUCCAGAGGUGCGAAGUACAGUCCAUCGUCUGCUAGAAGAGGAGAGGUUGGAGAUUGUUACUGGAGGCUGGGUUAUGCCAGACGAGGCCAGUACUCAUUAUACAGCUAUGCUGGAGCAGCUUAUUCAUGGACAUGAGUGGUGUCAUCAGAAUCUUCAAGGUUACCAACCUAACAGUGGUUGGUCGAUAGAUCCUUUUGGAAUGUCUCCAACUAUGAGCUAUAUUCUCAAAAGAGCUGGCCUGGAUAAUAUGCUUAUACAGAGAACACAUUACUCGGUCAAAAAGAAACUAGCAAAGGACAAAAAUCUUGAGUUUAAUUGGCGUCAGCACUGGGAUCAUAACUCCACUAGUGAUAUGUUCUGCCACAUGAUGCCGUUCUACAGUUACGAUGUUCCGCACACAUGUGGACCUGAUCCCAAGAUUUGCUGCCAGUUUGAUUUCCUCAGAUUACCAGGAAGUCGAGCAAGUUGCCCCUGGAAUGUGCCUCCACGUAAAAUAUCGGCUGAGAACGUAGAGUCCAGGUCCUUGAUGCUGCUGGACCAGUACAGGAAGAAGUCCACGCUAUACCGGUCCAAUGUAGUCCUCAUUCCUCUUGGAGACGAUUUCAGGUGGGAUGGAGAGAAGGAAUGGAAUGAUCAGUAUACUAACUAUCAGAUGAUUAUUGACCAUGUCAACUCCAAUCCUAGACUCAACGCUAAAAUACAGUGGGGAACACUUACAGAUUACUUCAAAGCAGUAAGAGCUAAAUCCUUGGCUAAAACUGGAGAUGAGACACGAAUGUUCCCAACCUUGUCCGGUGAUUUCUUUACUUAUGCAGACCGAGAUGAUCACUAUUGGUCUGGAUACUUUACAAGCAGACCUUUCUGGAAAUCCAUGAAUAGGAUACUAGAGCACUACCUCAGGGGAGCUGAGAUCUUGUUCUCCUUGUCCUGGGCAGAGAUGGAAUACAUUGGUUCAGAUAAAACAGAUCUUGCCAAGGAAUGUAUUGCUAAAUUGGUGUAUGCUCGUCAAUCUCUAGGAUUAUUCCAACAUCAUGAUGGUAUUACAGGAACAGCAAAGGACCAUGUUGUGCUUGACUAUGGACAGAAAAUGCUUCUGAGUAUCAAGGCAAUGCAGUUUGUUAUUCAGCAGUCCACUAACUUUCUUCUUACAACUAAAAAACCUAACUAUACGCCCAGGACUGACACCGCCUACUUUGACCUAGAUGACCUAAGAUCUGAAUCCUGGUCUAUUCCUAAGAAAACUGUGAUUGACGUGGAUAACGCUGGUGGUUUGAGUCGGCUGGUUAUAUACAACAGCCAAGCUAGAAAACGGCAGGAGAUGGUCACUGUUCGCGUCUCUAGUCAUAAUAUAAAGGUGUAUAUGAUGAGUAAGAUUGAAGAUGAGUAUCAGGAUGGGGGUAGGGAGGAGGAGGAGGAGGUGGAACUACCCUGUCAAAUAUCUCCUGUAUUUAUCAAGGAUGGAGAAAUAUCUAACUCAGAGUACGAAUUGACCUUUCUAGCUAAUGUGCCUGCUCUGGCCCUGGAAACCUACUUCCUACGAGGGGUUGGAACUGAGGAGAGUAGAGUAGAGGAACUCAGUGUUCCUACAGUCAGGAUAAUUAACUCAGACAAGGAACCAUAUCAGAUUGCUCCGUUCUCUUCUGUAACUCUGAUGAAACCUGAACCAUUUACUUUGGCAAAUACAUACUUAAAGGCUAAGUUUGGAAGUACAGGUUUACUGGAGGGUUUAACAAACCUGGAUACUGGAGAAACUACUCCAACCCGUCUACAGUUUAUCAAGUAUGGAGCUAGGUCCCAAGGGGAGCGGAGUGGAGCCUACCUCUUCCUACCUGAUGGUCCUGGAUCCGUUGUUCAGUUCCAGGAUCCUGUCAUUAGGAUAGUCCAGGGCAAACUAAUGUCGUACGUUGAGGUAGUAUCUGCUUGGUUGACCCAUCGUGUUUUCCUGCUCAACUCCCCUGGAGUAGAUGGUACUGGGCUCAGUAUACAGAACGAUAUAGAUCUCACCUCCCGUAGGAUGGAUAACUCGGAGAUAUCAAUGCGGUUUACUUCAGGGAUAGAUUCCAAGGAUAUUUUUUACACGGAUCUAAACGGUUUCCAGAUGAUUCGGAGAAAACAUUAUUCUAAGCUGCCCCUUCAAGCCAACUGGUAUCCUGUUGCUACACUCAUGUAUAUUCAGGAUGAGAAGAAUAGACUGUCUCUAGUUUCCAGAUCUCCCCUAGGCGGCAGCAGUCUCAACUCUGGUGAACUGGAGAUAAUGCUGGAUAGAAGAUUAGCACAGGAUGAUAAUAGAGGAUUAUUCCAGGGGGUUCAGGAUAAUAAGGUGACUCGACAUCAGUUCUUCCUUGUUCUUGAGAAGCAGGUUGAAGGAUGUAUCGAGGAACCUGAAGGACCAGCUUCUUAUCCUUCUCUUCUAGUUCUUUCAAUCCGACACUCCAUACUUAAUCCAUUCUUCAGGUUGAUCUACCUAUCUGGGAAUGGUAACUCCUUGUCUACUAAGUAUACUGCUGUACACAAGGACCUGGAUUGUGAUAUUCAUCUUAUUAAUCUUAGAACAAUGACGUUUAAUACUUACAGUCCGACACCAAGUGAUAAAUCUGCUUUAAUCAUCCACAGACAAGGAUUUAAUUCCUGUUAUAAACCGGUGGGGCUAACCUGCCAAACAAGUGGGGGAAAGGUUAGUUUAGACGAAAUGUUCCCAACCCUGUACAGCAGUUCAGUUAACCAGGUGUCUCUCUCCUUAAUGUAUGAAGGGAUGAAGAUGGAGAAAGCAUUUACAGUUUCUAUCCAGCCCAUGGAGAUGUAUUCAUUCAUACUUUCCAGAUGAUCCAGACUACAAACCUUAGAGAGAUUACUGCAUUCACGUACAUUUUAGAGUCUGACAAUAAACAAGAAAGAAAGAAGAAAAUAACUUUCAUUUACCCACAUAAACUUAGGAAAAUGGGAUUUACCUGACAUUUUUAUACGAAUGUACAGGGUUACCCACUAAGGAUGAGACUGCAAAGGCGUCCUAAAACUUGUAAAAUAUGACUACCCUAAGGUUAAGUUAAGGUUUCUGCCUUGAAUAAAUUAUUUUAAUAGCUGAUAAAAGGAUUUAUUGAAGAAAGAAACAAGUAUAGAGUUGCAGGGAAUCAUGAAUAUAUAGGAAUACAUUUACAUUCUGUGCAGUCGUCACUCGUCUUUGAAGACUCAUCCUUUGUGUUUACCCUGUAACUAUAUUAGGAUAUUGUAUAUAUAUCCAUUUUAAACAUUACAAUAUGCAUGGUUACCGAAUUAUGAUUAUAAUGAUAUUUACAUAAAUGUGACAGCAUGACGAAUCCGCGAAACUGUCGAAAUAAAACAAACUGCAGAAAAUUGAA